This is a messenger RNA of Protopolystoma xenopodis, 1260 nucleotides long. Lineage: Eukaryota; Metazoa; Platyhelminthes; Monogenea; Polystomatidea; Polystomatidae. The record is from the annotation of a GenBank genome assembly.
AUGCAUGUAUUUAUCUAUAUCAUUCCAUUCAAGGCGAAAGUAUGUGAAUACCCUAUCAAUUUGGAGACUGAUCCAUCUACUCGUCAGCCUGUAAUUAGUCCUCAGCAAGGAGCUCACCGUCCCGUUGGCCUCAUCGCUCGAUAUCAGCUGGAGAUUGGUACUUCAUCGCACUGCUAUUGCUCCUCCUCUUCCUCCUCCUCAUCAUCGUCCUCUUCCUCAUCUUCUUCAUCCUCUUCAUCUUCCGCAGCAUCUGCCUCUGACUAUCCAAUAGGUUAUCCACCAUUCACGGGAAGCCUUGGUCCUCCGGCAGCCUCUUCCACCUCAACAAUUCCGAUUGGUCCUUCGACCACCAUCACUACCUCUUCCUCUCCAGCAUCUUCCUCCAUCACGUCAAGCUUACUGGCUUCGGCUACUCCACAUGACACGAUAAUACAAUCUCAUGGACAGUCAAACUUACAUGGCAUGCUCCAUCACCAACAACAUGACCCAACUCAGCAGCCACAGCAACAGCACUCUCAUCAUCAGCCAGUGAACCAUUUGCAUCCAUCUAAUUUGGUUUAUUUAAAUCAAAAUGUCGAAUCAAACUCCCAGCCCCAUGAGCGUCACCAUUCUACCCAUCAGCAUCAGCAACAAGCAGAACAUUCUGAACAUCAUUCUCGAGUUUUAUAUUCACAUCACAACCACCACCUUCAUCAUCAGCAUCAACUACUACCCGGACACCAACAAUAUCUGCUACCACCGUCUCAAUCACAAUCUCUCGUUCUCCUCUCCACUGCCUCGGAUGUCGAGGAGAUGUUGUGUUGCCCUCCGGCGUCAACAUACGCCUCGGUCGGCAGGCCGUCUGACAACACACUUGGUGGCAGAAGUCGCUUUGGAGGGGGGGAUUUUGACUCAAAUCUUACUGUAAUUAGCCCCACUGGUGUUCUGAUGGAGCAGCAUCCAGGACUGCGGGUAGAAGCUACGUCGGAAACUCCAAUGGCUGCCGGACUGAGUGGCGGACGAAAUGAAGCCGGUACCGGAUGCCCCGUUUCACGGAACUCAGGAAAAGUUGUCACAGCCGGGUGUCUGCCUUCAAUGCGUGUCCUCGCUGGCAAGCAACUAGGAGGACUUGCUCGCUUGCCUGAAGUUGAGUAUAGUCAGGUCAAUGAUCGCAGCUCUGUUUGCCCAAGUGCUCAGUUGGCUAGUUCUGUGGAAGCAAGUCUUCAGCCAGUCAGAACUGCCCAGUUCUGCUCUGACGAACAGGUUGGUGAGGCCUAUUAG